Molecule: messenger RNA, 1554 nt
Organism: Trichoderma harzianum CBS 226.95
Lineage: Eukaryota; Fungi; Ascomycota; Sordariomycetes; Hypocreales; Hypocreaceae
Exons: 1
Coding region: 112-1299 (395 amino acids)
Cellular component (GO): mitochondrion
Molecular function (GO): zinc ion binding; oxidoreductase activity
Source: RefSeq, a predicted model, not a curated record
CCUCCCGCUAUAAUCAUGAUUGAUUCGACCAAAGGCGAAGAAUUCAAAGUGAACUCCUAGUGACUUCUAUAUACCCCCGAGCCCGUAUAUCGAGCGUAUCUGCCAUAGCCCAUGGCGACCACAACAUCGCGAGCCUGGACAUUCUCCCGGCGUGGCUCCCCUUCAGAUGUGCUUUCUCUCACAGAAUCCCGACCCAUACGAGCUUUUCCCCCCGAACCUGCUCUCCCCGAGGAAUGGAUUCUUGUCAAGGUGGCCUUUGCAGGCCUUAACGUCGGCGCCAUCUUCCAAAUGACUCUUAUCCCUGCUUUUCUGCGCAACGGGACAUGUAUUCCAGAAAUGGAUCUAUCUGGAGUCGUCCAGGACGUCUGGCAUCCUCACGCCAAGGUAAACGAUGGCGAUGAGCCCAAUAAUGCUACUGAAGAUGCUAGCCCUGUAAGUCCUGAUGGCGCUGAGAGCAACACUCAGACUCGCUUCCGCAAAGGUGACAAAGUUAUGGCCAUGCUACCGGCCAGCCACGCCCUCCCAACGGGCACCGGUGCCCUGGCCGAAUAUGUCGCCAUCCCGGCCCGCUUUGCCGUCCACAAGCCGACCUCGGCCCCCUUCGCGGACGCGGCUGGCUGCCUCCUCACCGGCAUGACGGCUCACCAGCAGAUUGUCGAGUCCGGCAUCCAGCUCGGUGACCGUGUCCUUGUUAACGCUGCCAGCGGUGGCAUCGGCACUCUUGUCAUCCAGAUGGCUCGCCAGGUCGUCGGGUCCGAGGGCUUCAUCGUCGGCAUCUGCAGUGGCCGAAAUACUCGGCUAGUCGAAAGCCUCGGGGCCGACGAGACCAUCGACUACACCCAGUACAACGACCUCCCGGCUUACCUCGCAUCUCGGUUCCGCUCACAUCCCUUCAACGCCAUCAUUGACACGCUGGGUCACCAGUCUCUCUACGUGCACUCCCCUGCCUACCUCGUCCCCACGGGCACGUACUCCUCCGUCGGCAUCAAGCCCCCUGACUUCUCCGUCCCAAACUUCCUGCGCGCUGUCGUGCAGAUGAAGCUCAACGAAUGGUGGCCCGUCAGCCGCUGGCUCGGCGGCAUAGGCUGUCUCUGGCGGGGCGUCUCGAUGAUGGAGCCUACGCUCGAGGACCGCCAGCGCAUCGCCGACAUGCUGGGCGGGGGCCAGAUCCGCGUCGUAAGAGACAGCGUCUGGAGCUUCGAGGAUGUCAAGGAGGCAUACGCUAAGCUAGGAGGCCUGCAUGCGAGCGGCAAGGUUUUGGUGCGAGUGGAUGAGACGGUGGGAGACAAUGAGUGCUAAUCUAAGACAUUGUCUUGUGUGCUUCGUGUUCGUGUUCGUGUGUGAGAUUGAUAGGCUCUUGGGGUUUUCACUCCAAUGCGAGGGAGGAAUCUAGAUCUUGCAUGCUCGCAAUGACUCUUCACCGCUCCUGUUUUUAGACGCUAAAAUUGGAAUCUGAUACUCAAUUCUCAUUGUUAUCAUAAACGUAAAUCACUAUUCUACUAGAGCUAGCUGCCAAUUUAAUCAUGUUGUCAUAUCUCAUGUCGUGUCAACCAC